Symbiodinium necroappetens is the source of this 783-nucleotide messenger RNA. The record is from the annotation of a GenBank genome assembly. NCBI's taxonomy places the organism in Eukaryota, Dinophyceae, Suessiales, Symbiodiniaceae.
AUGGGCAAUAACCUGGCUCGCGUGGUCUUCCAGCCUCCUCAAGCUUCGUAUGGCAAAGAUCCAAACCUCUUUUGGCUGACGACCUCCAGAGAGGAGGUCAUUCCUGCCUUCUACGUCCGGCGACAGGAUGCCAGUUUCACCUUGCUCUUCAGCCACGGCAAUGCCGAAGACCUGGGGCUGAUUAUCCGGUACUUUCGAGAGCUGAGUCACAUCUUGCAUGUCAACGUUUUUUCCUACGAGUAUACAGGGUAUGGCAUGAGCACCGGCCAGCCACAGGAGGCAGCGGUGUACGCGGAUAUCGAAGCUGCCUUCAAGUACUUGAGGGAUGAGCUUCGCAUUCCUUGGACCCAGAUUGUGCCUUACGGCCGAUCGAUUGGGACAGCGCCUUCCAUCCAUUUGGCCACGCAGACCCCGGUGCGUGGCGUGAUACUGCAGAGCCCAAUGGUGUCAAUCUACAGAAUACCAUUCCGUUUGCGCUUCACGCUUCCCGGAGAUGUCUUCACCAACAUUGACAAAAUCGGCAAUGUGUGCUCUCCGGUGUUCAUCAUCCACGGCACAAGGGAUGAGAUAGUUCCUGUUUGGCAUGGUCAGGCCCUGUACCACACAUGCGUGAAAAAGGGCAUUGCUUACGAUGCUUUUGUCAUCGAGGGUGCAGACCACAACAAUCUGGAGAUGCAGGCUGGCGAUGCUUUCUACGAUAGGCUUUCGCGCUUUCUAGAGCACUUGAAGCGCACGCCCAUCUCCGAAAAGUUGCAGCGGCAGGUGGACCAAGCCAGAAUUUGA